AUGGACGGGAGGGAAAGCCUGACCCCUGCUUGUAGGACCUUACCUUUGACCAAAGAGGAGCCAGAAGAAGCAGUCUUUCGAGAAGUGGUCAGUUUUAGUCCGGAUCCUUUGCCAGUUAGAUAUUAUGACAAGGAAACCACCGAACCUGUCAGCUUCUACCUGUCUUCACUGGAGGAGCUGCUGGCCUGGACUCCCCUCACGGAGGACAGCUUCAACGUGGCCCUGCAGCCCCUAGAGUGUCGCCAGCCCCCGCUGGGCAGCCCUAGGCCCCGGACCCUGGUGUGCCAUGACAUGAUGGGUGGAUACCUGGAAGACAAGUUUAUUCAGGGCUCAGCAGCACAGAGCCCAUACUCCUUCUACCACUGGCAGUACAUUGAUGUCUUCGUGUACUUCAGCCACCACAUGGUCACCAUCCCCCCGGUGGGCUGGACCAACGUCGCCCACAGGCAUGGGGUCUGCGUGCUGGGAACCUUCAUCACCGAGUGGAACGAUGGGGGAAAGCUCUGCGAAGCCUUCCUGGCUGGGGAUCCGCGCUCCUACCAGGCAGUGGCUGAUCAGCUGGUCCAGAUCGCGCAGUUUUUUCGUUUCGAUGGCUGGCUGAUCAACAUCGAGAACUCCUUGAGUGUGGCCGCUGUGCAGAACACGCCUGCUUUCCUGAGGUAUCUGACUGCUCAGCUCCACCAGCACGUCCCGGCGGGGCUGGUGCUCUGGUAUGACAGUGUGGUACAGAGCGGGCAGCUCAAGUGGCAGGAUGAACUCAACGAGCACAAUCGGAUCUUCUUUGACUCAUGUGAUGGCUUCUUUACCAACUAUAACUGGCGGGAGGAGCACCUGGAGCGGAUGCUGGGCCAGGCCAGGGAGCGCCUGGUCGAUGUGUACGUGGGUGUGGACGUGUUCGCUCGGGGGAACGUGGUCGGAGGCCAGUUUGACACAGACAAGUCUCUGGAACUGAUCCGAAAGCAUGGCUUCUCCGUAGCUCUCUUUGCCCCCGGCUGGGUGUACGAGUGUCUGGAAAAGAGCAGCUUCUUCCACAACCAGGACAGGUUCUGGAAGCUGCUGGAGCGUUAUCUGCCCACACACAGCAUCUGCUCCCUGCCCUUCGUCACGUCCUUCUGCCUGGGCAUGGGGACACGAAGAGUCUGCUACGGACAGGAGCAGGCUGUGGGGCCUUGGUACCACCCGAGUGCCCAGGAGACGCAGCCUCUGUUUGGUGAACACAAGCUGCCCGGUGACGGCCAGGGCUGGGUGAAGGUGCACUGCUGCCUGGCAGACUCCUGGCACGGGGGCAGCUCACUGCUUCUGCAGGGGGUGAUCCCGCCUGAGGUCGGCAGCGUGGCUGUGAGGUUGUUUUCCCUGCAGGUCCCGGCACCGCACAAAAUCUUCCUGUCCUUGGUGUAUAAGCUUGAGGGGUCCACAGAUGUCACAGUUGCUUUGGAACUCACUACAGGGGAUGCCGACAGUUGUCACGUCGGCAGCAUCUCCGUGAUGAAUGCAGAAACGGGUUCAAGGCAUAGACCCCACCCCCUCCGGGUGCCCCCCACCAAACUGGCCAGAUGGGCCGGCCGCUGUGGCCAGCAGCUCAACGGGGGCUGGAUCCAGCGGUGCUACGAGGUGAACCUGCAUGGGUGCCUCCUGCGGGACCUCUUUGUGAACUUGUCUCGGCCACCAGGCAGCCAGGAGGAGGAGACCUUCAUCUGUCGCCUGGGAGAGAUCCAGGUGGUGGAUGCCAACAGCCUGCUGGCCCCCCUGCCUCAGGUACAGAAUGUCACCGUCUCACAGGUCCGCUGGCAGCGGCCCACCUCUGCGGUAGAGGGUCCCCAGGGCCGGCUGAGACUCAGCUGUACCCUGCACUGGUCCUACCUCGUCCUCCAAGCCCGCUGCUUCAGAGUCCACUGCUGGGAGGGGGCGAGAGGCAGGGAGCCGCUGGGGCCAGAGCCCGCAUUCCUGGGCCUGGCUUUUGUCAACCAGUACCGCGUGGUGGACUUGGUGGUAGAGGCUGCUGGGCCCAGCCAGGAGGGCCGUGUGGAGUUCCUGGUGGAGCCCGUCCCCAGAGAGGGCUUCCGGGUCCCUCAGGCCGAGUGGGGCAGGGCAGCCCUACUCUACUCCAUGCCUCUGUGAGCCGACACUGCCUCGCUUGACUCACCUUGCCCCUUGCUGGCUGUCAAGGAUCCUCUGGGACCCUGCUGAGUAAGGCCAGGGGUCCCAAGGGCUGGGACCCAGGAUGCGGUGGUGGCUGGGGGGGCAUUGGUCACAGGAAGCCAGCUUGCCGAGGAGCACCUGGCCUCGCGUUUGCAUGUAACCCUCAACACAGUGUGCGUACAAGGGAAAGGGAAAGGAUGUGGGAGGUUUUGUCCAGAAAACUCCAUAAAGGAUAUUCUCAAAUAGGUUGAAAGGUGUUGAUGCUGAGAAGAGUGACCUUUGAUUCCUGUAGAUUACACAACUAGAAAUGACUGUAGGGCCGGGAUGCGGCUCAGUGGUGCUGCGUCUGCCUGGCAAGCACAAGGUCUUGAGUUCGAUUCUUGGUACAGGGAAAAAAAAUGCCAGAAAUGAAUGUAAAUCAUGGCAGGCAGCUUUGGAGCAGGGCUGGGGGCCAUCAGAGGAUCUCCACAGACUGGGAUGCAGCAGCCUGAGGGGAGGGGUGGAAAGGAGGGGCCCCAGAGUGGCAGGAGAUGGUGCUCUGGAGCUCAGGGCCAGGCUGGCACCACAUCAUACCCCAGCCUGAGCAUGGGCCACCUCCAGGGUUUGCUGGCCAGGGCAUCUCGCUGUCCCCAUAGCUGACGUCCCCUGCCUCUGCUGCAGCUCCUCAGCCCUAGGCUCACAGGCUUCACGUGUGCCAAGGUGGGAGGGUGCCAGGAUGGGCACCUGCCCCUCUCAUGCCCUCCUUCUGUGCCCACUUCUGCAGCCCCUGCAGGCCCCCUUGACAAUGUUGGGCAGGGAAAGCUUCCUGCCACAUCUCUGGGCCAGGAGUAAUGUGGCUUCAUUUUUCCCUGCUCUCCCUUCAGGUGCCACACAGGGUCUGUCACAUCCUGCACGGGGCAAAGGUCAUCAGGUGUGUUUCAUCCUGGGCCACAUAGUCAAUGGUGGGACGUACUUGUCCAGCCCUCCUGUCCUGUCCUGUCCUGUGCUGUGGGUGUGGUGCAGAGGUCUGGGACACUGUGACACCAGCUGGAGGUCACACAGAGGAGCUGGGACCUGUGGACUUUGCCCUGUAGGAAGGUAGGGCUGUGGCAUCCCUUUUCUGUCCUCUGAGGGAGGGGACGGAUGGGCUGGUCCUGCUUAGUGCACAGAACACCCAUUCUGGAGGGCAGAGGUCUCCUGUGGGGCCCGAGUGCUGCCCGCUCCCACCUCCUGCCCUCCAAGGGCUUCUGCCUCUUGGGUGGAACAGGGCAGACCCUGGGGCUGGGUUCUGCACCCCUCCCUGAUUGGGAACCUUUUCAUGUCUUAGGUUGACAACAAGCACCCCUUGUGCAGGGCAGGGCCAUGAUCCUGCUGACUGCUCUAAAACUCAGGCUACCGGCCCUGGGCUUUUCCUAAGCUGGGGACAGGGCGACAUCUGCUGUGCUCACGGCUACUCCACUUUCUCUGCCGUGGUUCCAUUCUGACAGUGUCCUGCGGUGCUGAGUCUGUCUUCCAUCCGGAAGUAGGGGGACUGGCUGAGGGGGGGUGCUUCCUGGCCUUGUACCUUGUGUCCCCAGAGGAGGUGGGGCAGGUGGCAGGGCAGGUGGGGCAGGGCGGCUGCUUACCUGGUCUCCCAGCCCCAGCACCUCAAUAUUGGGCAGAGAGCCACUAUUGCCUGCUUCCGUUUCCUGAGGUCUGUUUCUUGAAAUAUUUUAUGUGGAGAAUGAAGGAAAAAAAAUU
Fukomys damarensis (Damara mole-rat) is the source of this 3858-nucleotide messenger RNA. RefSeq names its product endo-beta-N-acetylglucosaminidase (gene Engase). The transcript has 14 exons. Lineage: Eukaryota; Metazoa; Chordata; Mammalia; Rodentia; Bathyergidae. Bases 1 to 2118 code for a protein of 705 amino acids. Gene Ontology annotation, cellular component: cytoplasm. Gene Ontology annotation, biological process: protein deglycosylation. The record is from RefSeq and is a predicted model, not a curated record. Gene Ontology annotation, molecular function: mannosyl-glycoprotein endo-beta-N-acetylglucosaminidase activity.